GAAAGACCUUACUGUUCUUGAAAAGAAUUGUUUCUGAAGACCAUGCAUCUCAUUUGGUUACAUGGAGAAAUUCUAGAGUUUCCUGGUUGGGCGAGCCGGUGGUGACUGCGGGAGUGGAGCCCCUGUGCGGUGCCCAGCAUGGACGGUUACACGGUCCUGAAAGUGAUCGGGGAGGGCUCCUUUGGCAGAGCCCUUUUGGUUCAGCAGGAGAGCAGUCAUCAGAUGUUUGCCAUGAAAGAAAUAAGGCUUCCCAAGUCUUUCUCUGACACACAGAAUUCUAGGAAGGAGGCUGUUCUGUUAGCCAAAAUGAAACACCCCAAUAUUGUUGCCUUUAAGGAAUCAUUUGAAGCUGAAGGACAUCUGUAUAUUGUGAUGGAGUAUUGUGAUGGAGGGGACCUGAUGCAGAAGAUUAAACAUCAGAAAGGGAAGUUGUUUCCUGAAGAUAUGAUACUUAAUUGGUUUACACAAAUGUGCCUUGGAGUAAAUCACAUUCACAAGAAACGUGUGUUACACAGAGAUAUCAAGUCCAAGAAUAUCUUCCUCACCCAAAAGGGAAAAGUAAAACUGGGUGACUUUGGAUCUGCCCGUCUUCUCUCCAGUGCCAUGGCGUUUGCUUGUACGUAUGUGGGAACACCUUACUAUGUGCCCCCAGAAAUUUGGGAAAACAUGCCUUAUAACAAUAAAAGUGACAUCUGGUCCUUGGGAUGCAUUCUCUAUGAACUCUGUACCCUUAAGCAUCCAUUUCAGGCAAAUAGUUGGAAAAGUCUUAUCCUCAAAAUUUGUCAGGGGUCCGUGAGCCCACUGCCAUCCCAUUAUUCCUAUGAGCUUCAGCAUCUGAUCAAGCAGAUGUUUAAAAAGAAUCCCUCAUAUCGCCCUUCAGCUACAACUCUUCUCUCCAGAGGCUCUUUAGCUCGGUUCAUCCAGAAGUGCUUACCCCCAGAGAUCAUCACAGAAUAUGGUGAACAGGUAUUAGAAGAAACCAAAAAAUCUAUGCAUAGUACACCAAGAAAAAAGGACCCCAGCAGAAUCAGGAUAGCUUUGGAAAAUGAAGCAAGCACAGUGCAAAGGGAAGAACCAGGUGGAAAGUGUAGCCACACUGACUUAGAAAGCAUUAAUAAAAAUUCGGUUGAAAGUGCACUGAGGAGAGUAAAUAGAGAAGAGAAAGCCAGUUCACCGGGUCCUCUCAGGCGACAGUGGGAGAAAAAUGUAUCCAGUACAGCUCUUACAGCUUUGGAAAAUGCAUCCUUACUCACCUCCACUUUAACGGCAGAGGACGAUAGAGGUGGUUCUGUAAUAAAGUACAGUGAAAAUAAUACCCGUAAGCAGUGGCUCAAAGAGACUCCUGAGACCUUGUUGAACAUUCUUAAGAAUGCUGACCUCAGCUUGGCAUUUCAAACAUACACAAUAUAUAGACCAGGUGCAGAAGGGUUCUUGAAAGGCCCCCUGUAUGAGGAAACAGAAGCAUCAGACGAUGUUGAUGGAAGUCAUGAUUCUGUCAUUUUGGAUCCAGAGAGACUCGAACCUGGACUGGAUGAGGAGGAUACGGACUUUGAGGAAGAUGACAACUCUGACUGGGUAUCAGAACUGAAACAGCGAGCUGGCUGGCAAGGAGUGUCUGAUGGAUAAUGCCCAAGGAAAUGUUCCUUAGUCACACUGAGAUGUUUAACAUGAGGAAUUGAUAUUUGGAUAAUACUUAACUCACGGGAUGUGUAUUUUCCUUUAGAAACAGAGUGAAGAGAGGGAAACUGAAAUUUAAAAUUAUUCCUGGUUAGUAUGAUAAGGUAUAAAAAAUCUAGAACUCUUAUGAGUUUUUGAAUUCAGAGGAGAAGGCAUAGCAGAAUGGGUAUGAGGUUUGGGCUUUGCGGUCAGAACAGAAAUUGAAUGCUACCACCUACUGCUUGUGUGACUGUGAGAAAUUACUUAACCUCUUUGAGCCUGAAUUUCCUCAACUACAAAAUGAGGAUAACAAUGCCUACCUCAUAGAGAUGCUGACCUUAGACCAUCACGGCAGCCCUUAAUGUUAUUAUUUGCAUUGUUAUGAUUUAUGCUUAUUACUAUGUAUCUCUUUUUAUAUCUCCUAAAGGUUUGAGGAUCUAAAUAUAUUU
This is a messenger RNA of Eubalaena glacialis (North Atlantic right whale), 2105 nucleotides long. It is a transcript of the gene NEK3, whose product is annotated as NIMA related kinase 3. The coding region runs from base 139 to 1626 and encodes 495 amino acids. Lineage: Eukaryota; Metazoa; Chordata; Mammalia; Artiodactyla; Balaenidae. The transcript is spliced from 16 exons. Gene Ontology annotation, biological process: protein phosphorylation. Gene Ontology annotation, molecular function: protein kinase activity; ATP binding. The record is from RefSeq and is a predicted model, not a curated record.